AUGUCGCAAGUAAAAAUAGAAGUUUCGGCAACCACUGCCCCUGUUGACCUUAACGAACUUCUCGAAAAAACUGUUGAAAGUAUUGCCGAUAUUUCUGAAGUAAAAGGCGACACACAUGCCAUUCUCACAUCGCAGCAACCAUCUGAUACGAAAGCAUUACAAGUAUUGAAAACAGCUGCAACUGAAGAUGUCGUUCGACUUGAACCAGUAAAAAUUUCAACAUUUGAAGGUGACUAUCUGAAAUGGGUUAAUGUCUAUGAAAUGUUUAAAACAUUAGUACAUAAAAAUAAGCAACUGCAGGAUAUUCAAAGAAUGCAAUAUCUGGUGACUUCUACUAAUGGUGAAGCUCGACGCCUAAUUGAGAAUCUGGGAGUGACUGGAAGUAAUUACCAGAAUGCAUGGAAAAUGUUGUUUGAACGUUACAACAACAAGAGAACACUACCAGCAUCCCACCUUCAAGCAUUUUUCAGCAUACCCAAUGUUAAGUCUGAAACUGCAUAA
Eupeodes corollae is the source of this 501-nucleotide messenger RNA. RefSeq lists its product as uncharacterized. The coding region runs from base 1 to 501 and encodes 166 amino acids. The transcript is spliced from 2 exons. NCBI's taxonomy places the organism in Eukaryota, Metazoa, Arthropoda, Insecta, Diptera, Syrphidae. The record is from RefSeq and is a predicted model, not a curated record.